Molecule: messenger RNA, 969 nt
Organism: Sphaeramia orbicularis (orbiculate cardinalfish)
Lineage: Eukaryota; Metazoa; Chordata; Actinopteri; Kurtiformes; Apogonidae
Product: olfactory receptor 52K1-like
Exons: 1
Coding region: 25-969 (314 amino acids)
Biological process (GO): detection of chemical stimulus involved in sensory perception of smell; G protein-coupled receptor signaling pathway
Cellular component (GO): membrane
Molecular function (GO): odorant binding; G protein-coupled receptor activity; olfactory receptor activity
Source: RefSeq, a predicted model, not a curated record
ACAUUUGUGUCUUGUUUCAGGCGAAUGGAGAACUACACCCACAACAGUUUAAUCUUGCAGGUGGAGGGGUUAAAGAUCACAGGGGGUUCUAUAUAUCCUGUGUUUUCCAUUUUCAUUUUUUUGUAUAUAUUCAUCAUCUUUUCCAAUUUGGGAAUUUUGAUCCUAAUUGUCCUGGACAAAAGCCUCCACCGGCCAAUGUAUCUGCUGUUUUUAAACCUGCCUGUCAAUGACAUACUUGGAAACUCCAGUGUGAUUCCCCGUUUACUUGUGGACAUGUUGCGUCCUCCGUCUGAACGUCUUAUUAGUUAUUAUGAGUGUGUGGUUCAGGCUUUUAUUACACAUGUGUUUGGUACAGCUGGCCACACUGUGCUCAUGAUUAUGGCCUUUGACAGAUAUGUUGCUAUCUGUAACCCACUGCACUAUGCUUCCAUAAUGACCAACAAAAUGAUGAUAAAGCUGACAGUUUUGGCCUGGGGGGCAGCCUUUGUUUUAGUGGGGAUUCUGCUCAGUCUGACUGUAAGACUGAGCAGAUGUAGAACAAUAAUUAAAGGCAUUUACUGUAGCAACGCCUCACUGUUUAAGCUGUCCUGUGAGAGUGUCUUCAUUAAUAAUGUAUAUGGUCUCACCUUCACUGUAGUCCUGUUUACAGGUUCUAUAGGCAGUGUGUUUCUCACCUACUCUAAGAUCACUGUGGUCUGUCUGACCAGUAAGAAUAAGUCUUUGAACAGGAAAGCCUUACAGACCUGCAGCACUCAUCUCUCUGUGUAUCUGAUCAUGCUGUUCUGUGGAAUGUUAAUAAUUGUCUUACAUCGCUUCCCCCAACAUGCGAUGCUCAGAGAAACUGCUUCCAUCCUGUUGAACUUGGUCCCCAGCAGCCUCAACCCCAUAAUUUAUGGAAUUCAGUCUAAAGAGAUACAAAAAUUCCUGUCCAAUCUAUGUCAGCACAGAAAGGUUUUGAAAAGGGUUUAA